UGCGGAUGUGGCGCUGGCCCCACAGGCUAGCGGUCUGCCGUCUGGUGGGUAGAAAGGCAGGUCUAACACUGUGUGUGCACCUGAAACUAAUCUAAAAUAAGGUUGACUGUUAACUGUAAUAGGAAAAUAAAAUAAGACAUGUCCUGAGUGCUCGGCCCAGGGGCACACCUGGCCCCCUGGGCUUGUUUGCUGGUCCACGGGAUUUUUGUGCGGCAGGCGUGGCCACCCACAGUGAACUGGAGAGGAAGCGGGGGUGGGGCAGCCUGGGUCUCGGGAUGUUUCACUUUCUCACUUGGAGGGCUGGACAGGGCUCCUUAGCCCAGAGAAGCCACAGGCACCUGAAGGCCCCGCCUGCCUCCAGGGGUGGGUGUAGGGAGGGGGGUCAGGGAGGCAGCCGCCCAGACGACCAGCCCCUGCUGGGGACUGCGGCUCCCAACCCGCCAUGUCACUGGGGAAGUGCCCUGACUGUGAUCCAGGGUGCUGGUCUCCUCUUCCCCUUGAAGGGCCCCUGGGCAGGCGGGGCUGGGCCGGGAGGCGGAGCACAGCUCCCGGUGUCUGGUGUCCGCCCUUCUGUCCCGUCCCACUGUCUGAGUGGCUGGAGGCUGAGCCCCGCCCUCCAACCCAAGGCUUUGGCGGAGGAGCGGCGUCUCCGUCUCCCUCGUUGGGUGCAGCCCGGAAGCCAGCGGGACAGGACCACCUGCCGGUUGCACUUCCCCCAGCUGGCCCUGCGACGGAGGCUGGGACAGCUGAGCUGCAUGUCCAGACCUGCGCUGAAACUGCGCUCCUGGCCCCUGACGGUCCUCUACUACCUCCUGCCCUUCGGUGCCCUCAGACCGCUCAGCCGGGUGGGAUGGAGGCCCGUGAGCAGGGUGGCGUUGUACAAGUCGGUGCCCACACGCUUGCUGUCGCGGGCCUGGGGUCGCCUUAACCAGGUGGAGCUGCCGCACUGGCUGCGCAGGCCCGUCUACAGCCUGUACAUCUGGACCUUCGGGGUGAACAUGAAGGAGGCCGCCGUGGAGGACCUGCACCACUACCGCAACCUCAGCGAGUUCUUCCGGCGCAAGCUGAAGCCGCAGGCCCGGCCCGUGUGUGGUGUGCACUGCGUGAUCAGCCCGUCGGAUGGGAAGAUCCUCAACUUUGGGCAGGUGAAGAACUCGGAGGUGGAGCAGGUGAAGGGGGUCACCUACUCACUGGAGUCGUUCCUGGGCCCGCGUACCUCUGUGGAGGACCUGCCCUUCCCACCAGCCGCCUCCUGCAACUCCUUCCGGAGCCAGCUGGUCACCCGGGAAGGAAACGAGCUCUACCACUGCGUCAUCUACCUGGCGCCCGGGGACUACCACUGCUUCCACUCGCCCACCGACUGGACCGUGUCCCACCGGCGCCACUUCCCAGGCUCCCUGAUGUCCGUGAACCCCGGCAUGGCCCGCUGGAUCAAAGAGCUCUUCUGCCACAACGAGCGGGUGGUCCUGACCGGGGACUGGAAACACGGCUUCUUCUCACUGACAGCUGUGGGGGCCACCAACGUGGGCUCCAUCCGCAUCUACUUUGACCGGGACCUGCACACAAACAGCCCGCGGUACAGCAAGGGCUCCUACAACGACUUCAGCUUCGUGACCCAGGCCAACAGGGAGGGCAUCCCCAUGCGCAAGGGUGAGCACCUGGGCGAGUUCAACCUGGGCUCCACCAUCGUGCUCAUCUUCGAGGCCCCCAAGGACUUCGACUUCAAGCUGAAAGCAGGACAGAAAAUCCGAUUUGGGGAGGCCCUGGGCUCCCUCUAGGCCUCUCCUGGCUGCCGCUACUGAGGGAUCUAAACAGAAAUGGGAGAGUUUUUGAGGGGAACCUCCUCAGCUGUCUGGAGGGGACUCUCAGGACCAGGGGGGUCUGACCAGGCAGGACCUGGGUCACUUCUGCUCCUGCUGUCCCAGAGGUGCGGGCAAGGCCAGAGCCCGGUCCUGCCCAAGACCUACGUCAUCCCCUCUGCUCACCCUAAAGAGAAAGUAAGUGUCGGGCUGAUCUCAGAUUCCCUUUUGGAGAAGUUUUAACUCCUAUUGCAUAAACCAGAGACCUGCAUCUCCUGGCUGAGCGUUGUUGGUCUUGGUUUGUUACGAUGGUAAGUGGUACUGUACCUUCUGCUGCUCCUCCCAUCACUACUGUUGGCCUCCCCUCCUGGCACUGACUGGGCCCGCCAGCCUGUAAUGUAACCGCUUUCUGUUUCCAAACCCGGCCCACCUGCUCACUGGGAAAGCCUUCCUCUUCAUACUGGUGGCGACUACGUCACCCGACUCAGCCAGGUCUCCCAAGGAUGGUGACUAGACGAGGCGCUUUGCAGACCCAAGUGACCCGGAGCUGUCAAGGCCAGUUACUGAACCCCCUGACUGGUGUCCCGUGUGAAUGGGGCAGGCAGGUAGUCAUGGCCACACGGGGAGAGCUUGCAUCCCGUCCCCCCCCCCCCUCCAUUAAAUACAGGGAAGUUGCUGCUGUUGGUUUGGGGGCAUACGCUAGAGGCAGAGGAGCCCUGGCACACUGGGUGGGAGGCAGGGCCGGUGCCUAGAAACCCUGUCCCAGGUGGUAGGCAUGUAUCCUUGGGGAGCCACUAAGGUGGCCCAGGGUUCCUGUCUCCUGGGGACUCCGCAUUUCUCCUGCAGGAGAAGCCAUUUGAACUUUUUCAACUGUAUCAGUAGCACAGUAUUUUUGUAUGAAAAGCAGGAGACUUCUGAACAGUAAUUCAUGUAAUUGCAACAUUUUGAAAUAAUAAUUUAAAAA
Molecule: messenger RNA, 2763 nt
Organism: Myotis myotis
Lineage: Eukaryota; Metazoa; Chordata; Mammalia; Chiroptera; Vespertilionidae
Gene: PISD
Product: phosphatidylserine decarboxylase
Exons: 7
Coding region: 276-1778 (500 amino acids)
Biological process (GO): phosphatidylethanolamine biosynthetic process
Cellular component (GO): mitochondrion
Molecular function (GO): phosphatidylserine decarboxylase activity
Source: RefSeq, a predicted model, not a curated record